Galeopterus variegatus (Sunda flying lemur) is the source of this 1508-nucleotide messenger RNA. Its product is annotated as telomerase reverse transcriptase-like. The record is from RefSeq and is a predicted model, not a curated record. The annotation marks the transcript as partial. Gene Ontology annotation, cellular component: telomerase catalytic core complex. Lineage: Eukaryota; Metazoa; Chordata; Mammalia; Dermoptera; Cynocephalidae. Gene Ontology annotation, biological process: telomere maintenance via telomerase. Gene Ontology annotation, molecular function: telomerase RNA binding; telomeric repeat DNA binding. The transcript is spliced from 11 exons.
AUGGGGACGGAGUUAGGGUGGAUUAAGGCGGCAGAGCCGCAGAGGGGAGGAGAUGAAAGGCCCGGCCCGCUAAGAAAACACAACCUUCCCCGGAAGCCGCCAGGCCUGCGGGCUAAGGCACCUCGCUCCUCAGUGACUCCCGACCUCACCACCGGGAGCCACCAGCCCUUGCAGCUGCAGACGCGGCCACCGCCGCUGCCUCCCCACAUCACGGAGCAUGACACUGCUGUGGAGUCGUCUGGCAAGCGCCCUGUUGCUCACCCGGGACGUUGGCGAGACAGUGACUGGGACAAGGCAGGUGCAGUCGGCAUGGCUUGUCCUCACCACAAGGUGCUCCCUGCCACUGCUGCCACCUGGAGCCAGCGCUCGGCCUGGUGGGAUGUGACCAGCAACUCUGGAGGCCACGGCUAUGAAGUGAGCGUGGCAGGAGCGAGAGAGAAACCGGGGCCAGGAGCCAAGGAGAACGAGCGGGUGCGGGAAAUCCUGCUGCUGACCGCCGGCCACUGCCCGCUGACCGCCGGCCACUGCCCACUGCCCGCGCCUUCGAGGCCUGAGGAGCCGGGGAUGCCCGCAGCACGGCCGUCCAGGACGUGCCUGCGCCUUACCCCGCGGGAUGGCUGCGUCCCGGCUGCGGAGCACUGCUUGCGGGAGGCAAUCCUGGCCAAGUUCCUGUACUGGCUGAUGGACACGUAUGUGGCCGAGCUGCUCAGAUCAUUUUUUUAUGUCACGGAGACCACGUUUCAGAAGAACAAGCUCUUCUUCUACCGGAAGAGUGUCUGGAGCAAACUGCAGAGUAUUGGCAUCAGACAGCACCUUGAGAGGGUGCAGCUGCGAGAGCUGUCGGCAGCAGAGGUCAGGCAGCGCCGGGGAGCCUCACCCACCCUGCUGACGUCGAAACUGCGCUUCAUCCCCAAGCCCAACGGGCUCCGGCCAAUCGUGAAUAUGGACUAUAUUGUGGGAGCCAGAACAUUCCACAGAGAAAAGAAGGCCCAGCAGGUCAAGGCACAGGUCAGGACCCUGUUCAGCGUGCUCAACUACGAGCGGGGGCGGCGGCCCGGCCUCCUGGGGGCCUCCGUGCUGGGCAUAGAUGACAUCUACAGAGCCUGGCGGGCCUUCGUGCUGCGCCUGCGGGCCCAGGACCCCACACCCAGGCUGUACUUCGUCAAGGUGGACGUGACGGGGGCCUAUGACACCAUCCCCCAAGACAGGCUCGUGGAGGUGAUCGCCAGCAUUAUGCAGCCCCCAGAGAACACGUAUUGUGUGCGCCGGUAUGCGGUGGUCCAGAGAACAGCCCACGGGCACGUCCGCAAGCUCUUCAGGAGACACGUCUCCACCCUCACGGACCUCCAGCCAUACAUGCAGCAGUUUGUGGAGCAUCUGCAGGAGACGGGCUCGCUGAGGGACGCCGUCGUCAUCGAGCAGAGCUCCUCUCUGAAUGAGACCAGCCGCAGCCUUUUCAAUUUCUUCCUGCACUUCGUGCAUGACAACAUCAUCAGGAUUGGGGGCAG